GCCAAACAUCAUAGCCUCCUACUCAGAGAAAACCUGACUGCGUAAAAUGCAAAACUAAACCACCGUUGAACUUACUCCAGCCAACAUCUCCCUGUACGAGCAAUGUUUCAAGGAGUCCACCUCAUCGCCAAGAACGUCCCAGGUUGUGGAGUGGUGGAAGGCAGCUGUCUUCCUUGUUCAGGAGUUUCUGGAAGAGCAACCUCUGUAUCUUCUUCUUCUCGUGCUGACUAUAGAUUCCAUUCACAGGUCAAGAUUGGAUCACAGAAAGAUGCUUCUAAGGGAGCAGCUUUAGUCUGCAAAGCAAGUUCUAGUGGUCAUAGGAGAAAUCCAGACUUCUCCAGGCAAAACAGGCAUGGCUUCUCUAGAAACAGGCACAGGCAAAAUGAAGAGAGAGAGAGCUUUGAUAACCUCAAUGAAUCUGAUGCAUUAUCAUCGAAAAAUGGACCAUUACUCUCCCUCUCCAAUACCCCAAAGUUCCAUGCAACUGCAGCCCCUGGACCUAGAGAGAAGGAGAUAGUUGAGCUGUUCAGGAAGGUUCAGGCUCAGCUUCGAGAGAGAGCUGCAAGCAAAGUAGAAAAGAAGAUUGAAACCUUGAAAGAGCAAGGCAAAGAGAGCGACACUGUAGAUUCCCUCCUUAAGUUAUUAAGGAAACACUCUGUAGAGCAAAGCAAGAGAAACAGCAGAAGCAAUGGCAGUAACAAAGAUCUCAUGUUGGACCAGCAAGUGCAGAAUGACUCCUACAAUGGAAGAAAAAGUACAAUCUACUAUAAUUCAAAUAACGGUCUGAAGGAUGAGGCCCAAGAACGUAAUGGCACUUUCUUAGGUAGGCCCGUGUCAAAUUUCCAACGCAAGUCUCCUAUCCCUCGUGUUAAAUACCAGCCUAUUUAUUCUGGUGUGGAAACCAUCAAUACCAUGCCACAUGUGAAUUCAAGUGAGAAGGGAGAUGAUAAUCGAAUUGAGAAGGGUCUAAAGCCUGAACAAGAGUUGGAGCAAGAGUUGGAAGCAGAGCCAGAGCCAGAACCAGAGCUGGAGCUGGAGCUUGAGCCUGAGCCCAAGCCAAAGGCCACUUUUCUAGAUAGUAGGCUUGCCAAUUUUUCAGAAGGUGAGAGUUCAGAUGCUGACGAACCUUUUAAUGAUGAGAAUGGAGUUUUGCAGCCAAAAAAUGAGCAUGGGGAUUUGAGUACAUUGAAGCUACCAGAAUUAAGGGCACUUGCAAAGUCUCUUGGUCUAAGAGGGUAUUCAAAGAUGAAGAAGAGUGAGCUUGUGGAAUUGCUAAGUGGGAGUUUGGUAUGAUCUAUGAUGUAUGACUAAAGCAAAAACAUGAUAGCGUUUCUUCGUUUAUAGGUUUGUUUUAGUUUGUUUUGGUAGUAGACACUUAUGAUCAGUUUGUUUUGUACUCCUGUUCUAACCCUCCCGAGGGCUUCAAUGACUGGCGAGUUCUGAAUCUUUCCUUUAUCCAUUUCCUAGGUCUUUUUGGAUAUGAGCUAUUGAUGUCCAUGUUGAGAUUGUUUA
Molecule: messenger RNA, 1512 nt
Organism: Juglans regia (Persian walnut)
Lineage: Eukaryota; Viridiplantae; Streptophyta; Magnoliopsida; Fagales; Juglandaceae
Product: rho-N domain-containing protein 1, chloroplastic
Exons: 2
Coding region: 103-1293 (396 amino acids)
Biological process (GO): DNA-templated transcription termination
Source: RefSeq, a predicted model, not a curated record